Schizophyllum commune H4-8 is the source of this 1339-nucleotide messenger RNA. RefSeq lists its product as uncharacterized. The coding region runs from base 28 to 1101 and encodes 357 amino acids. NCBI's taxonomy places the organism in Eukaryota, Fungi, Basidiomycota, Agaricomycetes, Agaricales, Schizophyllaceae. The record is from RefSeq and is a predicted model, not a curated record. The transcript is spliced from 5 exons.
CGCCUACCAUCGAAUGACCCGUAACCGAUGGGGCGGAAGAAGAGAGUGGCCCGGGGGGCAUCCUCUGAUGCUCCUCCUACCAGGACUCUCCGACCUCGCAGUGCCCUAACUGGUCGCGUUCCUACGCUUAAGGAGCGCGCUGCCUACCGCGCUGCACAAGAACAAGAGCGUGUGCAAAGGCUACCCCCGCCACCCCCUUCUAUACGAAGCGCUUCAUUCAGUGCCUCUCGCUCGUCGCCUGCACCGUCACUGGCAGACUCUGAGAUCUCCGAGUACCUGCCACCGCCGUCAACGCCGUCUUGGAGACCGCGUCGCCCUCCAUCUAUCGGAUGGCUCUCUCCUCAAAGACGCGCAGACCCGGAUUCGAGGCCGUGUGCAGAGGCGCUGCGCUUAGUAUCGCUUUCGGGUGACCGAUGUCCCUUUACAGGUAUGGAAAGGUGCGACUACACCGUCCACAUCUCCCAUGGCGUGGAUAGAGCGGCGAAGCCUGCCGAUCUUCGAGAUAUCGAAAGGUCCUAUGGUUUGGGCCCAGGUGAAUACUUCGUCAAUUCACGCCUCAACUAUGUAUAUUUGAGCAUCGAUAUACACGCUCCCUGGGAUGGGUACCCGGGCAAGGAUCACCCAAGCAAAGUGAUCAUCAUCCCCGUGAUGUCUGACCUCCAGAAGAUGUAUACGGCGCUCACGGACAAGGUCGUGAGCGACUGGCCCUGGGGAACGGUCGAGCCUCACAAGAACGCCGAGGGCUUCAUUCACUACGAGGAGGUGUUCCCUUUUACGGAGACCGGCUACUACUACCGCAUCGUUCCCCUCAACACUUGGGGGAAAGCCGGUAUCCAGCGUAUCACCGAGCGUCGGGACGGUACCAUCCAGCAGACGCUGAUCCGCCCGCCAUUUACGACCAACUCCGGCAAGCCACGAAUGCCUCUCAAGAGGCUGCAUGUUAAUCCCUACAACAUGGUCUGGAAGACCAACAAGAUCCUCAAGGACCAAGACAACUCUGUCGUGCCAGAGUAUGCUCUUCCUGAGGUCAACCUUAUCCGCAAGAUUGGCGCAAUCAUGACCGGUCUUGUCGAUCCGGAUGCUGCUGACUUCGUCCCUUGACUCUCUUGGGUCGAUCAAUUGAAGCCGCAUUCGCCCGCGCGCCCUGUGGCUGGACCACUCACAUCACGCCGUAUUCUUGGUUCGCCUCUCUGUUCUACCCAUUCCCCGCUUGCCGUCUAUACUUAUGUUCAUCUGAUUCCCUGUAUGCUCUAUAUCCGCUCCUUGUAUUCGUACUCGACUCAUUGUACUUGAAUGAUACUACGCGACUGGCUUGAUAUAACGAGAUAGGUCCCCCUUC